This is a messenger RNA of Bubalus bubalis (water buffalo), 1792 nucleotides long. Its product is annotated as olfactory receptor 8S1-like. Bases 5 to 1036 code for a protein of 343 amino acids. Gene Ontology annotation, cellular component: membrane. The transcript is spliced from 2 exons. Lineage: Eukaryota; Metazoa; Chordata; Mammalia; Artiodactyla; Bovidae. Gene Ontology annotation, biological process: G protein-coupled receptor signaling pathway. Gene Ontology annotation, molecular function: olfactory receptor activity; G protein-coupled receptor activity. The record is from RefSeq and is a predicted model, not a curated record.
CUCAAUGUUGACUUCACAAGCUAAACAGUUUUAUCACUUACUGGAUCUGGUACACACCAGUGUACCACUAACUGAGAAUUCAGAAAGAACACUUCUCUAUAUGAUAAUGAAAAACCAUAGUGCUAUCAAUGAGUUCGUUCUCCUUGGACUAUCUAUUGACCCACAUAUUCAGGCUGUACUCUUUGUGCUGUUCCUUCUGAUUUACCUCCUCACUCUGAUGGGAAAUUUCUUGAUGCUGCUGAUGAUUAGGGCUGAUUUUCACCUCCACACACCCAUGUACUUCUUUUUGAGACAGCUCUCCUUUCUGGAUCUCUGCCAUUCAUCCGUCACAGUCCCCAAGAUGCUGGAAAAUCUACUUUCUGAAAGCAAAACCAUCUGUGUAGAGAGCUGCCUGGCUCAGGCCUUCUUUGUGUUUACCACCGGGGGCACUGAGGCCUGUCUGCUGGCUGUGAUGGCCUAUGACCGCUACGUAGCCAUCAGCUCCCCUCUGCUUUACGGCCAGGUGAUGAGCAACCAGCUCUGUGUUGGGCUGGUGUGGAGCUCCUGGGGCCUGGCCUUUGUGGACGCUCUCAUCAACAUCCUCCUGGCGGUCAAUUUAGACUACUGUGAGGACCAAACUAUUCCCCACUUCAGCUGCGAGCUGUCUUCUCUCUUCCCUCUGUCUUGCUCUGAUACCUCCACCAAUUUCACGCUCCUGCUCUGCUCUUCUGUCUUGCAUUUUUUUGGAACCUUUGUGAUGAUUGCUUCUUCCUAUGCCCGCAUUGUCUCCACUGUCCUAAGCAUCAGCUCCACUUCGGGCAGAAGUAAGGCCUUCUCUACCUGCUCCUCCCACCUCACUACUGUGAUCUUGUUUUAUGGCUCAGGUUUCCUCAGCUAUCUGUUGCCAACCUCAGGUUCUGCCCUGGAGAUGAUCUUCUCCUUGCAGUACAGUGUGAUCACUCCCAUGCUGAAUCCUCUCAUCUAUAGCCUGCAGAACAAGGAGGUGAAGGCAGCUAUGGGAAGAGUGUUUAGAAAAUACUUUGAUUCUCUUUUGUAGUAUACAUAAAAUGAUUGUGAAAGAGUUGAACUACGGUGCUACAUGAUCAAACAAUGGAGAGUUUCUUGAUUGUCCAGGCUGCCAGAUAUUACAGGGAACAUAAAACAAUUAUUUCCUUGGAAAUGCUUCUGAAAAGGAUAGAAAACUCUUGGGAUGAUUCAGGUUUAGUCUUAUUUGGCAAAGGAGAAAUGAAUCAGAUAAUUCUCUUUUUUACAGGAUUAUUUUGUUAAAAUGUUGAUUUAAUAUUCAUAUUUUGUGAACAUUUGUUGCUCGUGUUAUUCCUCCUUCAUGUGUCUUUGAAUAAUUACACUCCAAAUCCCUUGGAAAACUGAUUUUCUCAAAUUUAUACAUCCACAGAGUGAGAUGAUCCUAUAACCCAGGAUAGACCAACUAUUCUACCCUUUUCUUCUGACAGUGCAUUCAGGCAAGGAGUGAAAGAAAAACCCAAGUGAUGUUACUUAGAAUCUUUCUGUAGAAAAUUCAAAUAUUGAGAAGGAACAAACAACAACAACACACCCACCAUUCAGAAGAAAAUCUGACUAUAGGGCCUAAAGAGACUGUGAAACCCUGUUCCCCUGGCACUUGUCCUUCCUGAGGUCAUGUUUUUAAUAGAUAUGGUAAUAUUAGCCAGUUUGUUACAUUUAUUAACUCAUGUCACAAAGUGCACUAAGUAUCUGGGAUAGACAGACUGGCCCCUCAAAGAUGAUUUCAUAAUCCCUGCAGCUUGUGAAUGCAUUAUGUGGCAAAAAGGACUGG